AUGAUAAACUCUUCAUAUGUUUUGUAUUUUACACUUGCUGCUUACUUUGACAUUGAGUUGUUUAAAUUUUUAUAUUUCUUCCUCAUUUUGUCUUUGUAUGUUUUCAUAGUUUGUGCCAAUCUUUUACUGAUUGUGGUUAUCUGUAUCAACAGGAGCUUACAUGAACCUAUGUACCUUUUUCUGUGCAGCCUGUUUGUAAAUGAACUGUAUGGUAGUACAGGGUUGUUUCCAUUCCUUCUGGUUCAGAUCCUCUCUGACAUUCACACUGUUUCUGCUCCCUUCUGUUUCCUGCAGAUGUUCUGUGUGUAUACUUAUGGCAGUGUAGAGUUUAUUAACUUAGCACUCAUGUCUUAUGACAGAUACCUUGCUAUCUGUUAUCCUCUGCAAUAUCACGUACAUAUGACAUCUAAUAAGGUCGUUGUGCUUAUUGCUGUAACAUGGUCUCUUCCUUUUUUUGCUGUUUUUGUCACAACAUUAUUGAGUGUCUCCUUACAGCUGUGUGGGAACAUCAUUAAUAGUGUUUACUGUGACAACUAUUCCAUCAUAAAAUUGGCCUGCUAUGACACAAGAGUUAAUAAUGUGUAUGAACUCGUUGCUGCUUCUCUAAUAGUCUGUGUUCCUGUAUCUGUAAUCUUUUACACUUACAUUAAGAUCCUUAAAGUGUGUUUUUCUGGUUCUAAACAGACCAGAAAGAAAUCUGUCAGUACCUGCACACCUCACCUCGCUUCUCUGAUUAACUUUUCUUUUGGGGUUUCCUUUGAAAUAUUACAGAGCAGGUUUGAUAUGAGCAGUGUACCCAACAUGUUACGAAUAUUGUUGUCAUUGUAUUUUCUGACGUGCCAACCGAUCUUUAACCCUGUAAUUUACGGCCUCAACAUGUCCAAAAUACGCAUCAUGUGUCAAAGUCUGUUUUCAAAUUCUGUGUUGGGAGGUUGCUGCCACGCCCACUCCUGUGGCUUCCUGUCUUUUAAGCCUUUCCGCUUGGGCUCCACCUUCAGCCUCCCAACCGUCCUCUAG
Molecule: messenger RNA, 1017 nt
Organism: Perca flavescens (yellow perch)
Lineage: Eukaryota; Metazoa; Chordata; Actinopteri; Perciformes; Percidae
Product: olfactory receptor 11A1-like
Exons: 2
Coding region: 1-1017 (338 amino acids)
Biological process (GO): G protein-coupled receptor signaling pathway; detection of chemical stimulus involved in sensory perception of smell
Cellular component (GO): membrane
Molecular function (GO): G protein-coupled receptor activity; olfactory receptor activity; odorant binding
Source: RefSeq, a predicted model, not a curated record